Molecule: messenger RNA, 1635 nt
Organism: Necator americanus (New World hookworm)
Lineage: Eukaryota; Metazoa; Nematoda; Chromadorea; Rhabditida; Ancylostomatidae
Exons: 15
Coding region: 1-1635 (544 amino acids)
Cellular component (GO): mitochondrion
Molecular function (GO): propionyl-CoA carboxylase activity
Source: RefSeq, a predicted model, not a curated record
AUGGAACCUUAUUGCAGUAACUUGAACAUGAGCAUCUCAAGGCUUGCUCAUCCUCUACUUAGGAAAUUCAGUGGAGCCCUGAAGGUUGUUCGAAUGGAGAGUUCGGUAGAGCAUACUCUCAGGGUGGCGGAAGAGAUAAAGAAUACUCGCGCCAAAGCUCUUCUUGGUGGGGGAAAGAGGAGAACUGAGAAGCAGCAUGAAAAAGGAAAGCUGACUGCACGUGAGCGGAUCGGAAUACUUUUGGACGAAGGUACAUUCCGUGAAUAUGACAUGUUUGCUCAGCAUACUUGCACCGAUUUCGGCAUGCACAAAAAAAAGUAUCCUGGAGAUUCUGUCGUAACUGGUCGUGGACAUAUCUGCGGUCGCAGUGUGUUCGUGUUUUCGCAGGAUUUCACGGUUUUCGGUGGUUCUCUGUCAUCAAUCCACUCCAAGAAGAUUUGCAAGAUCAUGAAGGAAGCGAUGCUUAUCGGAGCACCUGUUAUCGGCCUCAACGACUCGGGAGGCGCACGCAUCCAGGAAGGAGUCGAGUCUCUUGCUGGAUAUGCUGAUAUUUUCCAGGCAAAUGUUAUGGGAUCUGGCGUCAUACCGCAGAUCUCCCUUAUCAUGGGACCAUGUGCUGGAGGUGCUGUAUACUCUCCGGCUCUCACUGAUUUCACAUUUAUGGUUCGUGACACAAGCUAUCUAUUCAUAACUGGACCUGACGUGGUGAAGGCUGUUACAAACGAAGAAAUUACUCAAGAAGAACUUGGAGGAGCAAGGACUCACACUGAGGUGUCUGGCGUGGCCGCUGGCGCCUUCGAAGAUGACAUCGAUGCUCUGCUGAAUAUACGUGAAUUGGUGAAUUAUUUGCCGCUGUCGAACAGGGAUCCCCCUCCUAUUCGCGCUUGCGAUGAUCCAUGGGAUCGAGAUGCUCUGUCGCUUGACUCAGUGGUCCCAUUGGAAAGUACCGCUGCAUACAACAUGAAGGACGUGAUCAGAGCUUUGGUUGACGAAGGAGGGUUCUUCGAAAUAAUGCCAGACUAUGCCAAAAACAUUGUAGUGGGAUUUGCUCGCAUGGAUGGUCGCACUGUAGGAAUCGUAGGGAACAAUCCAAAAUUUGCAGCCGGCUGUCUUGAUAUCAACUCGUCCGUAAAGGGAGCCCGUUUCGUCCGGUUUUGUGAUGCGUUCAACAUUCCCCUUGUCACCCUUGUUGACGUGCCCGGAUUUCUGCCUGGUAGCGCACAGGAGUAUGGUGGUAUUAUCCGUCACGGAGCGAAGCUUCUGUAUGCUUACGCUGAAGCAACCGUUCCUAAAAUUACUGUUAUCACGAGGAAGGCAUACGGUGGAGCAUACGAUGUAAUGUCAUCCAAACAUCUUCGAGGGGACAUCAACUAUGCGUGGCCCACCGCGGAGGUUGCGGUUAUGGGAGCGAAGGGCGCUGUUUCCAUCCUGUAUCGUGGUUCAGAAGACGUAAGCAAGCAUGAAGCAUCUUACAUUCGCCUAUUCAGUAAUCCUUUCCCCGCCGCUGUUCGGGGGUUUGUCGAUGACAUAAUCGAACCUCGCACGACACGUCGCAGAAUCUGUGAAGACCUCAGCUGGCUUGACAGUAAGAAGCUGACGAACCCGCGGAAGAAACACGGAAAUAUCCCUCUCUAA